Messenger RNA from Epinephelus fuscoguttatus (brown-marbled grouper), 2783 nucleotides. Its product is annotated as E3 ubiquitin-protein ligase TRIM47-like. Gene Ontology annotation, molecular function: zinc ion binding. NCBI's taxonomy places the organism in Eukaryota, Metazoa, Chordata, Actinopteri, Perciformes, Serranidae. The transcript has 4 exons. The record is from RefSeq and is a predicted model, not a curated record. The coding region runs from base 301 to 1101 and encodes 266 amino acids.
AGCCGCCCUCUUUCCCAGCAGAGGUGGGUGUGUCACAGAGAAGGAGCAGAGUACAACAACACUGUCAGAGGCUCAGGAGAGACAAGCUGGUACAGACGCUGCACAAGACAGCAGAGAUAAGCGUGUCACAGAGGAGGGACAGAGUACAACACAACACAACACUGUCAGAGCCUUAGGACAGACAAGCUGCUACAGGAAGUUGCACAAGACAGAUAUACAGUAUCCAGCAACCAAUGGAAUACACCAUCAUCUGACACAGUACAAGAGCAAACCACAGGUUCCACUCAAACAUUUGACCUCAUGUCAGAGCCUCCUAAGUGCUGCAUCUGUCUGGAUGAGUUCACCAGACCUGCUUCCCUCCCCUGUGGACACUGCUUCUGCCUGGGCUGUAUCGGCGAAUACUGGAGGAUCAAUGGGGCCUGUCAGUGCCCCCUCUGCAAGGCCUUUUUCCCCACCAGGCCACAGCUCAAAACAGACCAAACACUACAUGCUGGUGCCCCAGCCGAGGAAGCAGCUGUGCCUUUAAAAGCCGGAGAGGUUCCCUGUGAUUUCUGCCCAGCGAAGCGUAGAGCAGUAAAGUCCUGCCUGAAGUGCCUGGGAUCAUACUGUGCCGCUCAUCUGGAGCCUCAUUACCAGAGUGAAGAUCUUGGGCGCCAUCUUCUGAUCAGUGUGGUGAAGAACCUGGAGGACUCUGUGUGUCGACUGCAUGGGAAGCAGUUAAACAGGUUCUGCAGGAGUGAUCGAACGUGCGUCUGUGACGUGUGUGCCCAGACAGAGCACAGGGGCCAUCACAUUAUAUCUAUCAACAAGGAAGCUACAAAGAGGAAGUUCAAACUAAAAUGGAGAAGAAUGAAACUUGAACAAGCCAUUCAAGAGAGACUGAGUAAAGCUGAGAAGAUCAAGCUCUCUGCAGACCUGAGUGGAGAAAAUCAAAAAGAGGCAUGGGCACAAAAUAAAGACCUCAUCAGACGGCUGGAGGAAGAAAUCUCGGAGCUGCAGAGAAGGAACACUGAGCUGGAGCAGCUCUCACAGACCGACGACGACCUCCACUUCCUGCAGGUCUGCGUGAAGCUUGAGAGUCCACUUCACAACUACCACUGAUCCUUCAGUGCAGCCUCUUGUGCUUCCUCUACAGAGAUUUCUACACACUGCUUCGUAUUAACGAUUGGACAAAUAUGUUCAGGAUUCACCUUCAAGAGCACUGAAAUAACGUUUUUUCUUUUUUUUCUUCAAAUGCAGAAUACCUUGGACAGUGUGUUUGGUUCAAAUGAUUAGUUUGACAUUUUGGGAAACACACGUAUUUACUGACAUGACCCCCACAUCUGUCCAUUAAAUCCGAGGCUACAGCCUGUUUGUUUAGUUUAGCAUAAACACACUCUAUACUGUUUGUUGCCAGGCAGGGGAGACAAAACUCUCACGAAAAGGCGUAAUGUCGUUUUUUCACAUUGGUUAAUGAAUGGAGUAAUUAGUGUAGGAGAGACUUUGUGACCUUACAGAGCCAGGCUAGCUGUCUCCAGGGGCGUGUCCAAGGAUUGGCCUGGGCCACACCUGAAAUCCAGUUGGCAACCCUGGUGCCACCCCAUUAUCCUAUGUUAUAACGAGCCUUCUGCCUGGUAGGUGGCCCUAAGGCUGAAAUAUUUAAGUUUUGUUGGUACUUCAUCGGUACUGUGACCAUUUACUUUUCAGCUCUGCACUUUUUGGGUAAGUAGGCUAUGAUACGGUGCUUAUUAAGGUUGCUUAGCAACUUAAGACGCAAGCUGCCGCUGUGCUCUUGAAAGCUGGCACAAAAAAGGCACAAAAGUAGCGCCCAGCGCCCGACCUCGUGUUUUCCAGACAGUUAAGACACAGCAGGAGUACAUCCCCUAACAUCCAGGCGAAGCUCCUGGACCAACUGAUGGUACUUCCUGUGGUUUCUCCUCUUUCUGAGUCAAUGUACCCACACAGAUCUCAGUUUCCUUGUGACCAAUGUACUACUCAGGAAUAGCCUCUCACCUUCAAUCAGAGCCAGAGCAAGUGCCCUGCACCCAUGCAUAUUUUUAUGCAGAUUUAAGAUACAGAUCUGUGAGUUCACUUCACAGCAAAAUUGCAAUUGAUUUGAUGGUGUCCUAGCAAUUAAAAAGAUGCAGCAAGCUGCAAAAGCACUCUGUCUGAUCGAGACCUGAAAGAAUAAAGUAUAAAAGCACUGUAUUACAAUUUAAAACAGAGAAAUGUAAGAAAAUGUAAGAUACUGUGAUGUCGAUAAAGAAAAUAUGAGUAGUGAAGACAGAAAUGGUAAAUUACUGGCAUUCUGCCCCACUUGGACCAUCCCAGGCAAAUAGUCUGGACACACCACUGGCUUUUUCGCAGACCCUCCAGUUUUUGUGCUAAGCUAAGCUAACUGGCUGCUGGUCAUAGCCUUAUAUUUAAGGGACAAAGAUGACAGCAGUAUUGAGCUUCUCAAAUAACUCCUCUAGACAGUGAAUAAACGUGUUUCUCAAAAUGUCACAGUUUUGCUUUUACAGAUUCAUGUUUAAAGAAACAGUCAACCUCAAAGACAAAUCGCUUAAAUCCAGUAGGUUUAAAAGCCUCAGCUUGAUCCAGGAAGUGACCGCUGACUCAUUUUGAAUGUAUUGAAUGAAUGUAAUUUAUGCCUGACUGGAUGAUGUGAUUCAUUUUAAGGAUAAUGAGCUUGCAGGCGGUACAAUACGUCAGCAUUUGAAUGUUUAAUUUUUUUUCCUUUUUGCACAAAUGAAUAAAACACUGUAUUUUUGCAAAACCAUAUCACAGAUGCAUUUUUAAAUAAA